This is a messenger RNA of Peromyscus maniculatus bairdii (prairie deer mouse), 1562 nucleotides long. RefSeq lists its product as uncharacterized. Gene Ontology annotation, biological process: regulation of DNA-templated transcription. NCBI's taxonomy places the organism in Eukaryota, Metazoa, Chordata, Mammalia, Rodentia, Cricetidae. The record is from RefSeq and is a predicted model, not a curated record.
GCUUUGAAGAGGAGCUGGCGGGAGAGGUCUUGUGUGCUGUGCUGUGAGUGCUGCUGCUGCGGGGAGCGGAGAGGAGAGCAUGGGAAACCGUGACCAGAAUACAGUGACCUAUGAUGAUGUGCAUGUUGACUUCACUUGGGAAGAGUGGACUUUGCUGGAUCCAUCUCAGAAGACUCUCUACAAAGAUGUGAUGCUGGAGACCUACAGUAACCUCACUGCUAUAGGAUACAGUUGGGAAGACCAUAAUAUUGAAAAACACCAUCAAAAUUCUAGAAGACAUGAAAGGCAUGAAAGAAACCAUACUGGAGAGGAACCUUCUGUAUAUACUCAAUGUGUUAAAGUCUUUGAAUACGACAGUCAUUUUCAUGGAAGAACACAUAUUGGAGAGAAACCCUAUGAAUGUAAUCAGUGUGGAAAAGCCUUUGUAUGUUCCAGUAGUCUUCAAAGACAUAAAACAACACAUACGGGACAGAAACCCUACGAAUGUAAUGAAUGUUGUAAAGCCUUUGGACAAAAACGUCAUCUUCAAAGACAUAAAAAAACACAUACUGGAGAGAAACCCUAUGAAUGUAAUCAAUGUGGUAAAGCCUUUGGACAAAAAGAGUAUCUUCAAAUGCAUAAAAGAACACAUACUGGAGAGAAACCCUAUAACUGUAAUCACUGUGGUAAAGCAUUAGCUACAAAGAAAAAUCUCCAAUUACAUAUAAGAACCCAUACUGGAGAGAGACCCUAUGAAUGUAAUAUGUGUGGUAAAGCCUUUACCCAACAGGGUUAUCUUCAAAUGCAUAAAAGAACACAUACUGGAGAGAAACCUUAUGAAUGUAAUCUUUGUGGUAAAGCCUUUGCAUUUCCCAAUAACUUCCAAAUGCAUAUAAAAACACACACAGGAGAAAAACCUUAUCAAUGUAAUCAAUGUGGUAAAGCCUUUGUACAACAGGGUGGUCUUCAAAUUCAUAAAAGAACACAUACUGGAGAGAAACCCUAUGAAUGUAAUCUAUGUGGUAGAGCAUUCUCUACACAGAAAAUUCUCAAAUUACAUACAAGAACCCAUACUGGAGAGAAACCAUAUGAAUGUAAUCAAUGUGGUAAAACCUUCUCUACACAGAGUAGUCUCCAAGCACAUGGAAGAACCCAUACUGGAGAGAAACCCUAUGAAUGUAAUCAGUGUGGUAAAGCCUUUGCAUUACGUAGUAGUCUUCAAGGACAUAGAAAAACACAUACUGGAGAGAAACCCUAUGAAUGUAAUCAGUGUGGCAAAGCCUUUGCAUUUCACAAUAAACUCCGAAUACAUGAAAGAACACACACUGGAGAGAAACCUUAUGAAUGUAAUCAAUGUAGUAAAACCUUCUCUACACAGAGAAGUCUGCAAGCACAUAGAAGAUCACAUACUGGAGAGAAACCCUAUGAAUGUAUUCAGUGUGGUAAAGACUUUGUCUAUGCUAGUAGUCUUCGAAAACAUUUGAAAAAACCAUACUGCAAAGAAAUCCGAUAAAUAUAGUCAGUGUUGUAAAGUUUGCAUUUUAUACAGAAAUAAACUUUUUGUGUGCAAUUAAUCCAUUAAA